Molecule: messenger RNA, 912 nt
Organism: Fonsecaea erecta
Lineage: Eukaryota; Fungi; Ascomycota; Eurotiomycetes; Chaetothyriales; Herpotrichiellaceae
Exons: 3
Coding region: 1-912 (303 amino acids)
Biological process (GO): proteasome-mediated ubiquitin-dependent protein catabolic process
Cellular component (GO): cytoplasm; nucleus
Molecular function (GO): protein binding
Source: RefSeq, a predicted model, not a curated record
AUGGUGAGCCAUCAGACCUCCUCCUCCCUGGCCAGAUUGCUGAUCCUCUCCGUCAAGGCUGCUACUACAGCCCACUACUUCGAGCGACAGGUGGCCGACGCCCAGAUAUCCAAGUCAGAUGUCAACAACUUGAUCAUGGACUAUCUGAUCACCGAAGGCUACCCAUCAGCAGCGGAAAAAUUUGCGGCGGAAGCCAAUAUCCAGCCUAAGGCUGAUUUCAGUGACAUUCAAGAAAGGGUGCAAAUUCGAGAAUCGAUACACCGUGGCGAUCUGCAAGCAGCCAUCGAGCUUAUAAACGAUCUCAACCCAGAACUAUUGGAUAGAGAUAAAAGACUACACUUCUCUCUUCUCCGGCUUCAACUGGUCGAGUUAAUUCGCCAAAGUUUCACGUCCUCAGACUCAAGCUUGGUGGGCAAAGCUAUAGAAUUCGCUCAAAACAACCUUGCGCCCUACGCUCCCUUAGAUGCACAAUAUAAGGCCGACCUAGAAAGGGCUAUGGCACUCCUGAUCGUCCCCAAGGAAUCAUGGACUCAGGCAGCGGCAUCGGGUUCGUCUGGCCCAGCGGCUUCACAGAUUCAAAAUGAUUUCGGCGCUUUGGCAGAACUCGUCGAUCCUUCGUUACGACAGAAGGUUGCAAAAGACGUCAAUGAGGCAAUUCUGCAGUCUCAAGAACAAAGAAGAGAAGCCAAUAUCAGAUAUCUUGUCAGAGCACGUGCAUGGGCCGAACAACUCGCUCGCGAGAAGAAAAUAGACCUGCCCAAAAAUCUUACACUGGGUCUUGACGAUGAAGGAUCUUCCGCUCGUGGUCGGAACGGCCACAACGGUGACACCGAGAUGACAGAAAAUGGGUCUGAAGACAAUGCCGCCAGUAGCGACGCAGAUCUGUCCCGGUACACGAACAUACCCUCUUGA